AUGGCGUACCGUCACCAAGCCACAGACCAGUUCCACCGAUUCCUGCACAACCCACAUGUGGUGCAACCGGACGGGGUCGAUGGACUGCCACGGGUUAAAGGUGAUCAGCAGCAGUGGCUCAACACGGAGCAGUGGCACGGGUACAGCGAUACGUAUUUGCAGCGGCACAUGCAGUACCCGGCCACCGUCGAGCUGAACAACCCCGCCGUCAAUGCACGACACGACCUCCUCUACGAGUGUCUAGGACUUGUGUACGAGCUGUACGGUGGCCUCGCCGAGGAUCUGCAGGAGCUGCACGAUGACCCCCUGCACCCGCACUUUCACCGUCGCAUCGCCCGCAUCAAGCGCGACCGCGAGCGCAUCGCCACCGAGCUCGACAAGCGCUACGCCAAGCUGCAUCCAACGGUGAAGACGGUGUACGACGCGUUCCUCGUCCGUCGCUACUACCACCUCGCUGACUGGAUCGAGCAUGUCGAGCGGAAGCGAGAACGUCUCAUCAAUGACCUCAGCCCCGAUGUCAUGGAAAAGACGAUGAGAAUGCGUGGGAUCGCAGAGCAGUACCUGCGACAUCUGCGUGCCCUCGAGCACGCGCUUUACGAAGAUCCCCUCAUGGGCCUCCUCGGGGGUGAUCGGGGCACGAACGUCCUCGAUCAGUAUACGCCUGGCGAGCUGGCAAUGCUGCGGCAGAAGGCGGCCUACUUCCGCAACAUGCGCCGGUUCGGUGCGAAUCAACUGGACGCCGACAUGCACACGCACUGA
Molecule: messenger RNA, 759 nt
Organism: Leishmania major strain Friedlin
Lineage: Eukaryota; Euglenozoa; Kinetoplastea; Trypanosomatida; Trypanosomatidae
Exons: 1
Coding region: 1-759 (252 amino acids)
Source: RefSeq, a predicted model, not a curated record